Messenger RNA from Zea mays, 1127 nucleotides. RefSeq lists its product as uncharacterized. Lineage: Eukaryota; Viridiplantae; Streptophyta; Magnoliopsida; Poales; Poaceae. The record is from RefSeq and is marked validated. The transcript is spliced from 4 exons. Gene Ontology annotation, molecular function: DNA-binding transcription factor activity; protein dimerization activity; sequence-specific DNA binding. Gene Ontology annotation, biological process: regulation of DNA-templated transcription. Gene Ontology annotation, cellular component: nucleus. The coding region runs from base 70 to 858 and encodes 262 amino acids.
GCUCACUCAAGGACAAAAAAAAAAAAACAGAGCGCAGCAUUGGAGGCGAGGAAGAGCUGUCGGCCGGAGAUGGACAAGUACUGGGAGGAGACGCAGCGCUACCUGGAGUACGAGGAGCUCAGCAUCUACUUGGAGGCGCAGGAGGACGCCAUGUCUUGCUACGACUCCAGCUCGCCGGACGGCUCCAUCUCCCACUCGUCGUCGUCGGCGGCGGCGUGCGGCAACAAGAACAUCCUGAUGGAGCGCGACCGCCGCCGCAAGCUCAACGACAAGCUCUACGCGCUCCGCAGCGUCGUGCCGAACAUCACCAAGAUGGACAAGGCGUCGAUCAUCAAGGACGCCAUCGAGUACAUCCAGCAGCUGCAGGUGGAGGAGCGGCGGGUGCUGCAGGAGCUGCGCGUGCUCGACGACGACACCGCCGCCGCCGCCACCGCGCAGGUGGAGUGCUGCGACGUCGACGGGGGCCUGCUGCGACGGGAAGCCGAGCGCGCGAAGAAGAUGAAGCGCGCGCAGUCCGUCGCCAGCGGCGCGCAGUCUGCUCCGCCUCCGCCCCCGCCGCCGCACGUCGAGGUGCUGGAGCUGCGCGUGUCGGAGGUGGGCGACCACGUGCUGGUGGUCAGCGUGACGUGCCGCAAGCGACGCGACGCCAUGGCCAGGGUGUGCCGCGCCAUCGAGGACCUCCGGCUCCGUGUCAUCACUGCCAACGUCACCUCCGUCGCCGGCUGCCACGUGCACACCGUCUUCGUCGAGGUAGAUAAAAUCGACCACAUCCAAGUGAAGAACAUGAUUGAGGCUGCUCUCACGUUGCUCGACGCCCCCGGAAGCCCCCACAGCUCGAUGAGCUAUUACGAGACCUAACUAUGUUGAGCAAUGCUUUUCGGACGUCUACUAGGUCAACAACUCAGUCCACAAUUAACCAGAAAGGAGUAUGUCGUGUUUUGCUACAAUGUGCUUGUUGUGUUUUUUUUCAACAUCACCCCUAAGAGAUGAUGGUUGUUUCCUCUAAGAUGCAGCUAGUGUACCAAGCAAUGUUUGGACUUCGUGUCAUACAUCACCACGAGAGUGACAUGUAUUUGUGUACUAUAACAUGUAUAUGCUAAAGAAAAUAACAAGGGGACUUGUCUUUC